Molecule: messenger RNA, 1924 nt
Organism: Sander lucioperca (pikeperch)
Lineage: Eukaryota; Metazoa; Chordata; Actinopteri; Perciformes; Percidae
Exons: 5
Coding region: 369-1565 (398 amino acids)
Source: RefSeq, a predicted model, not a curated record
GCGGUAGUGCACGUACAGCUGAUUUGCAACCCGCCGAAGCUACAGCAGAGAAGGAGGAAAAAUGUCGCUGGCUUCGACGCGGACCGUUCUAGGAUCAGUGUCCUUUUAGGAAAAAUCUGACGGCAAUUCGAAUGAACCCUCUGCUGUGGUGCUGCUGUGAAAUGGUCUAACAGUUUUAAUGUGGGAGGUUUUACCUUGACUAUAGAGAGAGUCAGCUUACGUUCCCCUUUUGUCAGCUAUAAACAUAACCACUUAGGAACAGAGGAGUAUAGUGUAACACUACAUGGGCCUCUGAGGUAACGUGAUCUGAUAAUUGAAGCCUCUGGAGCCUCCUCCCUCAGACAGAAAGUUAACAAUUCAGUGAAGACAUGGACCCAUCUGCUAGGGUGGUGGGUCUGGAUGCCCAAGGGAACAUGGUUUUCACAGUGGUGAAACCAGUAAUGGGCAUCUUUCAGGUGUCUUCAGAGCAAACAGGUAGUGUUGCACAAGGGGGCAUGGGACUACAGGGUCUAUCUGAAAACACAUUGAUCCUUCCUCAAGUGCAAGGCCAAGCUCUGGACCAGAACCAGAUGGAAAUGCACACCAUACAGCCUCAUAUUCAGAUGCCCCAGAUGCAGGUUUCUGCCCCAGUCCAGACUGAGGUUGUGUCCCAGAAUCAGGACCCACCACCAAACUCGAGCACAAAUUCAGAGUCCGUUUCCCACAUGCCUUUUGCAGAGGUGUCGUCACUCCUGGAUCCCAACAUGAAAGGAUCUAAGGCUCGAAAGUAUCUCAUCUCGUAUGAUGAAAUCAAGCGGCGCCUGCAGGCCCCGGAGAAGAUGUCCCUGCGCUCCCUGGCAGCCUACACUCGGGUCAGCAGAGGCCCGGCCAGCAAGAAAACACUUCUGGAGUCACUCAAUGUACUCAGCCUUACGCCAAGCACAACUACCUCCGUGUCCUCCUCGUUCUCCAAACUCACUGAAGGCGACACCAGAGCUUUGUGUGACGAUAUGAAGGACUUUUCCCAUGACUACAUCGACUACAGCAACAUGGCUAAACAGCUCAUCCCCGAGACGAACACAGUUCAACACUGGUCCAAAAUCAUUGAAACUAAGAACCACCUGGAGGAUAUGAGAAAAUGUUUCAAGGACCCGGUCAACAGCGGUGCGUUUGACAACGUCACUCACGGUCUGGGUCUGGGAAUGUUGGACGUUGCACUGGACAUGAUCAUUAUGGUAAUUGAGCAGCAGAUUCGGAUCCUGUCUGGCGCGGCGGCAUCAGACCCGGCUGACUCUGGUCCGCCAAUGAGGCGCAUCCGCAGGCGCCUCCGCAAAACCCGCCCGACUGACAGCGAGAACCCUCACAAGGUGUCUGGAGGGGUCAAAGAGCAAGGGAAGGCAAUUUCAAAAGGCAAGGGGCGAGGCCGAGCCAGGAAGAAGAUAAGGCAGGACACUGGAGCAGCUGUUCCAAUGGAACCCCAAGCGGAACAGUGCAAGCCAGAUGAUGUGGAGAAUAAUGUCCUUACCCUGGUUUCUGUUGGAUAUGAGACUGUUUCCAGUGGUCUCAAUGCAGCAGGAACUGUUUGACAGCUGCUCACAAGAACCAUUUAUAGUCCCUUUCAAAGUCAUACUCAGCGAUGGAACUCAAGCUCAAGAGCUAAGCACAAGUUUAGCCCCUGUGAAGGAGAUCACAGUUGCACACAGUGAGCUCAGCAUCAACAGAUAAUGUCCCAUCUUUAAGUCAAACUUCAAGGAAUAGUUGGACGUUUUGGGAAAUACACGUAUUAGCUUUCUUGACGAGAUUGAUACUGGGGCUGAAAAAUAGCAAUAUGGACUAGUGCAAUUUCCAAAUCGCAGGAGGCACAAUAUUUGUUUAAGGCAACAGAUGUGUCAAAAUAGCAUUCUGAUCUGUAUUAAGUAAUAUGUAGUGCUGCAGAGAUGUGCUG